Molecule: messenger RNA, 1056 nt
Organism: Peniophora sp. CBMAI 1063
Lineage: Eukaryota; Fungi; Basidiomycota; Agaricomycetes; Russulales; Peniophoraceae
Source: the annotation of a GenBank genome assembly
AUGACUACGCAGGGUUAUGCAAUCUCCGUCCUAUUGUACAUAGGAAAAGAGACCACUGAGUCUGCUUUAGACGGCACUCUCAUCAGACGGGAAGAUGACACGACGGAUGUAUCAAGGCUGGGGGAGAUUGGCAUUCCAGAGCUGAACGGUACCGGCCUCUGUAGGACGAAGAAGCUUCAAACGAAACAAGCGGGGCUGAUAGAGAACGGGUUGACUUAUCUUCUUACUACGAACAUGAUUGAGUACCGUCGUCCGGAUUUUGCGACGUGCACUGAUCGCGGGCUGAAUGUAUUAACCACGAUCCGUAAUCAUCUGAACAGGCGCUGGCCGGCGAACAAGAUCGAGUCCAAGACCGCGGAGAACAUGAUGGUGCAGGUGGGAGGACUCAGGAAGCAUAACAAGCCCUCAAGAGGACUUAUUGAGGCGUCGGAAGACAAGGCUUUCUUGAACAACCUUUUAUCGGAAACCAGGGCUCGACUUGCGGCAUCCGAACAGCAGACUGAGGACCUCCAGCGCCAGCUGGGUACAUUACGCGCGGCCGAAGUGCGCCGUGAGCAAGCGCAACUGUCUCAACCCGCGCUGGCGCGAACUCAGUCCAUGCCCGAACCAAUGAACGCGCCAUUCACGCCAGCCAGGCUCAAAAACCCUGCGGGGACGAUCCCCACGCCUGAAAGCCCGACCCCAAGACCCUCGCGCCAUCGCUCUCGAGCUGCACCCACCACACCGACUCGACCCGGACCGUCGUCAUCUCAUCGCUCUCUCGGCUCCCCGAUACGCGAAGACGAACCCAUGGACGUAUUCAACGACGACGUUCCGGUGCCUGACGUCGAUGGACUACCACAAACCGCACGUCCCGUUGCGCCCGCUUCCCCUCCCCCCACCCCGGGACCUUCCAACACGAACAUACACGCGCAUUGCGAGGAGCGCAUACGCGAUCUCGAGCAGGCCAAAGAUCAGGCCGUUAGUAUAGCCCAGCAAGCCGCCCACGUUCUUGGCGCGGGGGCCAUACAGAACCUGAUCCGUUUGUUCGGCGGGGGAGGAUCAUCUUCGUCAUAG